This is a messenger RNA of Cyclospora cayetanensis, 3024 nucleotides long. Its product is annotated as AP-1 complex subunit gamma-2. Gene Ontology annotation, molecular function: clathrin-cargo adaptor activity. Lineage: Eukaryota; Apicomplexa; Conoidasida; Eucoccidiorida; Eimeriidae. Bases 1 to 3024 code for a protein of 1007 amino acids. Gene Ontology annotation, biological process: intracellular protein transport; receptor-mediated endocytosis; Golgi to vacuole transport. The transcript is spliced from 10 exons. Gene Ontology annotation, cellular component: Golgi apparatus; membrane coat; AP-1 adaptor complex. The record is from RefSeq and is a predicted model, not a curated record.
AUGUCUGUGAAGCUCAGAGAGUUCAUUCGCCAGGUCCGUGCCGCUCGCACUGCAGCGGAGGAACGGGCAGUCGUCGCGAGGGAAUGUGCUCGUAUCAGAACCAAUUUCAGGGAAGGGGACAGCCGACACAGACACCGAGAUGUAGCGAAGGUAUUGUUCAUCUCCAUGCUUGGAUACCCCACGCAAUUUGCGCAAGUGGAAUGCCUCAAACUUGUUGCCAGCCCCAGGUUCUCGGAGAAGCGGGUGGGGUAUCUCGGCUUGACGCUCCUCCUAGACGAAUCGUCUGAGGUGUCCAUGCUGGCGACAAACUCCCUAAAGCAGGACCUUCAGCACACAAAUCAGUAUAUCAGCAGUCUUGCGCUCUCCGCGCUGGCUAAUGGGGCGUCUCCGGAGGUGUGUCGCUCGCUGCUUCCCGAAGUGGAGCAGCUGAUCAACUGCAGCAAUCCCUUCAUUCGGAAGAAGGCUUCCCUCGCCGCGGCCAAGUGCGUGCGACGGCUUGGGGAGGAAGCAGCUCCCCGCUUUCUCCCCGUCCUCCCCGUCUUGGCAGCAGAUCGAAGCCACGGGGUGUUGCUGGGAGCCUGUGCGCUGCUCUUCGCGCUACUCGACGCACAGCCGCAGCUGCGUGAAGAGUGCCGGCAGCAGCUUCUACAGCCACUCACCAAGGCUCUCAGGACUUGCAGCAGCGCUAGCUAUGCGCAGAGUGCAGAAUACGACAUUGCGGGCAUUGUGGAUCCGCUGCUGCAGUCGAGGCUCCUUAGGGCAGUGGCCCUUCUGGCCGAGGGAGACCCCACAUCGAGCGCGGCUGUGACGGACCUGUUGGCGCACGUGGCCACCAAUACCGACGGGUCUAAGAAUGCUGGCAAUUGUGUUUUGUUCGAGUGUGUAAGAGCGAUCGUUUCUAUCGACACGGACCAAGGACUGCGCGUUCUGGCAUUGAACAUUCUUGGUCGUUUCCUGUCUUCACGCGAGCAAAAUCUCAAAUACGUUUCCCUGGAGACGCUCCACCAACUUCUCAGGACAGACACAGACGCGGUCACCAGACACCGAGACACACUUCUCGAUUGCCUAAAGGACGGAGACGCAUCAAUCCGUCGUCGGGCCCUAGAGGUACUGAUAGCUCUGCUUUCGCCUCAAAACAUUCAAGUGUUGGGGCGUGAGCUUCUGUCCUUCUUGCUUGUCUGCGACAAGGAGCUCAAGCCCAUAGUCGCUUCGCGUUUGGCCAUGGCCGCGGAGACGCAUGCACCAACACGCAGGUGGCAGUUUGACGCAACCUUGAAGCUCCUCUGCCUGGCAGGCAACUAUGUGGAGGAGUCCGCCGGCAAUGAGAUGCUGACAAUGGUGCUGACGACGCCACAGCUACAGAGCUACGCCACCCAUAAACUCUUCUUCUGCCUCAGGGAAGGCAGCGCUACGAGUGCUGUCCUCUGUCGGGUUGCGUUGUACUGCGUCGGGGAAUUCGGAGAUCUGUUAGUCGCCGCUGACAAAUCUCAGUUGAUGUCUUCGGACAGGGGCCAGUCACAGAAGGGCCCUCUGGAUGCUCCAGGGGCGAUCGAGGACCCCUCUGCCGCUGCCCUGUCUUUGACUGCCGGAGACGUUGUAGAAACGCUUGCAGGGAUCUGCCAGGCACUCUUGUGUGGACAUACGAAGGCAGCACCGGGUGCUGUUGCUGUUGCUGGAGCGGCAGCGACAAGCGCCUCCUCUUCCAACUCAGUUACGGAGGCCCUUCUAACCUGCCUAGCCAAACUUACUACAAGACUGCCGGAUCAGAGGGAUCGCCUACUACAGCUGUUGAAGGGGUUUGUCGGCAGCAAAUGUUUGGAGGUGCAGCAGCGCAGUGCGGAGUUUGUGGCGAUCUUGGAGUCCAACGACUGGCCCCAGGCAGAGCUUGCCGCUCUCUUUGAGCGCAUGCCACUACCGCAGCAGCAGCAGCAAGACUUGGGAAAGCAAGAGCGGCCUGUCGGUGAGACUUGCUUCGACCUGGCUGACCUUCCUUCAGAGCUCUCUCCCGAAACAGAAACCGCAGACUCCGCUACAGAAAAGCUUCAAGGCACACGAGGCGAAGCACAACUGUUGGAACUCGAUGAUCUCCUGGGUCUUGGUGCGACUCCCAGCGCUCCCUGCAAAGCCUCAACUCCGACAACUGCUGCUGCUGCCUCCAUGGGCAGCAGCAGCAGCAGCAGCGGCCUAGACCUCCUGGCUGAUUUGUUAGGUGGCGCCUCCGUUUCUUCUCCGGGGGCAAACCUUCAGGGUCCCCAGGUCCCCACCACAGGCGCAGCUGCACCAUCAACACCCACUGCCGCUACAAAGCCAGCAGAUCCCUUCGCUGGUCUUUUAGAUCUCAGCAGCCCUCUCGCCACUUCUGCCGCAGUCCCCGCCUCGCUUGUGCCGCCUAUGCUCGCAACGGAGCCGCUGCCUUUCCUGCUGGAGUCUGCGUCGAGUUCCACCAACAUAAACACCACGGCCCCUUUGGCGAAGCCAGCAGGAGACCACACGGACCCUCUCGCAGCGGUCUUGAAUGCACGAGCAUCCUCAGGCGGCACAACCCCUUCUCCCUCUGCAGCAACGGCAGCAGCAGCUACUGCGGCUGCCGCACAUGGCGAUGUCGCUAUAGUGCCAGUUAUAGAUGAAGAGGGCCUUCGGGUGGUGUUCAAGUGCCGCAGGGGCCCCUCGGGGACCGUAGUAGGUGCUCCUGCGUAUUGCGAUAUCCUCGCGGAGUUUGCGGCGGACGCAAGCAGCAAGCCGCUACAGCAGUUUCGCUUCGAAGCAGCAGUGCCAAAGUAUCUGCAGCUGCAGUUGGAGCCUCCCACAGACUCAACAGUGCUCCCGGGGGCCCCCCCAGUACAGCAGCGUCUGCGGGUCAGUUGUUGCUCGGUAGGAGUAGGGGCAGCAUCGGUUCCAGCGAGUCUCCCGGGUGGCCAAAAGCCACUGCUCAUGAAGUGCCGGGUUACGUUUUCAAGAGACGGCUCCACCGUGCAGAAGUGUGCAAACGUCUCCGCCUUUCCCCCUGGUCUUCUGGAUGCGUAG